AAUCCGGUCUUUCUGGGUAAUACUUCGUCAGUUGAAAUCCCCUGUGCCAUUCGACUAUAGUAAGCAAAGUUGAUAAGUUUCAUGAAUUACUAACUGUUUUCCGUUGAACUAUGCGGGCUGAGCUUUGGAUACUUGUGGGAAUAUACCUUUGCAACACAGCGUCUGGACAAGGAGAUUCUCUCCGCAGCGCUUUGAAUGCAAUUAAUAGACGAGAAAAGGACUUAGAUCGUGACUAUGACGAAGGCGAAUACGGUUACCCUAUAGAACAUCCCGAGGAUGUCGUCUUUCUCAACCCUGAAGGAUAUGUUAGAGAGGACGAUUAUGACAAACCACUCUCUAGUGCUCUUGACAACAGAUAUGAUGUUGGUAUGAACAAAAGAAUUUCUUCAGCCUUUCGUGAGAGACUAGAAGAAGACAAUCAGAAACAACAACUGGAAGAAAUGGCAAGGUCCAUCCUUUCGCAAUUAGAAAACACAGGCAGGUACAAUGUGGAAAACGAAGAUUACGAAGAAUUACUAAGAGAAUAUUUUGAUAAAUACAGAAGACCCUACGAAAUAAAUAAAAUAAAUUCAAAUCAAAUAGAUAAAAGAUUAAUGUACCCCAAGUUUGGAUUAGAUAGUGUUGGAUUAAAGAAAAGAACAAGUGAACUGUAUGAAGACGGUUAUCCUCAAAAAGACGACUUUUAUGACGGACAAGAUAUGGGUGACUAUGGUUUCUUCAACAAAAAACACUUUUAUCAAAGUAACAAACUUAAAAGGAUCCGGCAAAUGUAUAGCAAUCCUUAUUCACCAGCCAAAAGGUUUCCAGUAACAAAAAGAAGCAGUGAUUUUAAAGACUUUGACUACAAACCGUCUAUUCCCAAAAAACAAACGGAUCCUAAGGUAGAAAAGGAACUUAGUCAUAUUUUUGGUACUCCAAAACUAGAAGAAAAACCUGCAACCACAAAGAAACCGAUCUCCACGAAACCAACUACUCCUAAAAAGGAGAGUGCAGUAACAAAACCUCCUAAAGAGGACAAACCUAAUAAGAAGGUUGCCUCAGUAAAUAAAGAAGAGUUUACUCCAGUUUCUCUGCCAACAGAAAAACCUUUACAGAUAAAAAAGAAGUCCGUAGAUUGGUCCGAGUAUUUUGGUCUUGAUAGGCGCAAGAAAUCUUCUGAGCCAGAUGAUUUGGAUAAAGAGUGGUUGAUUGAACGGUAUCACAAGUCCAUAAAAAUGUCCAAUAAAAAGAGAAAUGCCGAACUGCCUCUUUCAUCCUUUCGUAACCACGAGGAACAUAGAAAAAAAGCGACUUCAACUGAAGAAAAAUCACUAUCAGAAGAACAGAAAAUAAAUGACAUGGAUAGUAAACUACAAAUCAUGGAAGAUAAGAUUGUGGAUGAUGCUUUGAAGUAUACAGGAUCUCGUGAAGGAGAGUCCGAUCCUAAAGAGGUCCAGGAAAUUAAGGACAAAGUGAUAUCUAAACUUGCCGCUGCAUAUAGUUUGGAAAAAAUGAGAACUGCGUUAGGAGAAUACAGAGUAGCCGUAGCUAAAGAGAGAGAAAGACUGAGGAAUAGACGCCCUAUGACUGAGGAUGAUGACAUGUUUUUAGAAGAAAAGAGAUCUGUACCGAGGAAACAAGUCUCUGACAAAGAUAUUGAGAAACUGACCAAAGGAGAUAACGAUAUUAAAUGCGCUGAAGGAGAUGAGGACUGCCAUGAACAAAAUUAUAAAACCCCAGUAGACAUUAUCGAAAGCCACUACGGAACAGAAUUGUGCCCUUCAAUUGUCAGAAGCUGCAACGAGUAUGCUGUUGGAAUGUAUGGAGAACUCUUCAAGCCAGCUUGUCAUUUGUACCAGAUGUGUUUACUAUGCAGCAACUACAACCGCUCACCCCCUAUUCGCACAUGCCAGGCAUUGUUCGUAGCAAAAGCCUUCGAACUGUGUAAAGGUAUCGGCGAUUAUCAAUGCCAAAAUGCUACACAAUAUUCUCUACGUUAUCUCAAUGAUCUGACCUACACCUUUCACGAAGAAGAUCCAGUGUUAAUAGCUGAAUGCGAGAGAAGCUGUCCAGAAACAGGGGCUCUAUUAGAAAUGCAGGAUGAAAAUCUAUACAGUAACAUGGAAAAUAUUGAAUUAGACCAUUUUUCCAGACAACAAAGUAAUUUGACAGUUUAUUCCCGAAACGGAGAAGAAAGUGCCAUAACUCAACAACCCACAAACAAUGACGAUUAUCCUGGUUUCCGGAGACCCAUACCAGUUUCCAUUAUUGACGAAGACUACAGAAGAACUAUUGCUCCCACAAGUGGUCUAGGUUUCCUCCUUGAUGUCAACGAGUUGAUCAUACAACAAACUAUUGAACUUGUAGAUUUAAUUUCCAAUGUUUCUUCAGAAAACAGGUAUACAGUAAAAGUACCCAGAGGUGAUACAAUAUAUUACGCGACAGAAAGUUCAGCAAAUUGUCACAGAACGUGUUUUGGAUCUGGCAGGGCAUUUAGCAUGAGAUUGUAUGACAAAACUCAACAGGAAGCUCUUAUACUUGAACGACGAUUGGCAUGUGGAAACUGCACAUUUUGUUGUUAUCUUCAGAAAAUGGAAGUUUGGAUUCCACCUGGAGAAUUAAUAGGUACGAUAAGCCAAAAGAUGUCUUUGACUAUGAAAGCUAGUUUUAAUGUAUAUAAUAAGAAUAACGACAUAAUAGCAGUGAUAGAAGGACCAAGUUCGUUUGCGUGUAUGUUCGGAAAAACACAAAAUUUUCAGAUUUACAGCCCUGAUCGCUCAACUCAAGUAGGAAGUAUCAUUUAUCAGUGGGACCAGGUUCAAGUCUCUUAUAACAUUCUAUUAAAAAUGAUGGGUCAUAUUACUGAAACAAAGCACAAAGCCCUUUUAUUGGGAUGUGCGUUUUUGUUGGAGUACAUGUAUUUUGAGUAUUCGAAGAAGAAGACUGCUUGUAGGUGCAUAUGUUAAUAGAUUUUAGGAAAUGUAGGAUUUACUAAUAUUUUUUAUGAAAUGGAUUUAUAUUAUAAGAAACAUAAUAAUAUAUUGUUUGGUUA
This is a messenger RNA of Diabrotica virgifera virgifera (western corn rootworm), 3031 nucleotides long. RefSeq lists its product as uncharacterized. Gene Ontology annotation, molecular function: phospholipid scramblase activity. Bases 111 to 2945 code for a protein of 944 amino acids. Lineage: Eukaryota; Metazoa; Arthropoda; Insecta; Coleoptera; Chrysomelidae. The record is from RefSeq and is a predicted model, not a curated record. Gene Ontology annotation, biological process: plasma membrane phospholipid scrambling. The transcript has 13 exons.